AUGCCACCCGUCCACGGCGCGAUAACGGUGAGGGAGACGAAUGAAAUCGGCGCAACAACAGCGACAUACAUCUACUCUACAACACCGGAGCCAAUCCAACUGCCCACCCCGGGUUCUUCUGAGAAUGACAGUAUUCGCCGUGAAAGGCGGAGAGUAGAUAUUGUUCCGCCUUCACGAAAGGAAUCAUUGUCUUCUCUCACGUCGCUGUUGAAUGUUUUUCUACCGGUGGGAUACCCACAUAGUGUCAGCGAUGACUAUCUAGAGUAUCAAAUAUAUGAUUCCCUGCAAGCGUUCUCAAGCUCGAUUGCUGGACUAUUGGCAUCCCGGGCUGUAUUACAAGGCGUUGGAGUAGGAGAUGCAUCCGCAUCCCCGACAGUAGCCUUGCUACAUAGCGUCCUGCAUGACAGCAUGGGCAGGAUAGCAACAAUACUCUUCGCCCAUCGUCUUGGGACGUCUCUCGAGCCCGAAUGCAAGAUGUAUAGGCUUGCUGCUGACGUUCUCAAUGACUCAGCGAUGGUCUUUGAUUGCCUCUCGCCAGCGUUUCCGAAGCACCUGAGAAUUGUGGUUUUGGCUUGCUCGAGUGUUUUGAGAGCGCUGUGUGGGGUGGCUGCUGGGAGUUCAAAGGCGAGUUUGAGUAGCCAUUUUGCGAGAUGGGGGAAUUUGGGGGAAUUGAAUGCUAAAGAUUCAAGCCAAGAAACAGUAAUAUCGCUCUUAGGAAUGCUGUGCGGAAGCCUCGUUGUCUCACGCGUCUCCACCCCCUUUGCAACAUGGGCAACUCUCUUAUUUCUCCUCCUAGUCCAUCUGUCGACAAACUACGCCGCAGUGCGCUCAGUUAACAUGACCACUUUGAACCGCCAACGAGCCAACAUCGUCUUCUCAACUCUCUUCGAAGACGGCCGCGUUCUCACGCCAAAACAAGCAUCCAAAUGCGAAAGGAUAUUCGAGCGCGAUGGGGUUCUCCGCUGGAAAGCAUCCGCAGCGACCCUGGGGUCCUGUCGGAUAGGUGUUUCUUUCCAGGAGCUACUGUGUGGUUCUCGGGGCCGAGUAAAUUCCAUUCGUGACAUCAACAUUGAUAUCCGGAGGCUUCUGCAUCUGUUUCGAGAGGAGGAAUACAUCCUGUGGUUCAACUCCAGCGAUAAAGGGGGAACUAUCGUCUUGAAGAAUAGUGUGACACCUCUAUCACAGCUCAAGGCCUGGAGUCAUGCCCUGAUGGUUGCGAAGCGCAUCGCGGACCUGAGAGAAGGGGCUGGUAGUUUGUCUGGGAAGGAAGGCAAUGGAGAAAAAUCUUCACGGCGAGACCAGCAGAGGAAUAAGGAUGAUUCUAUCGCCAACCUAACCGACCCAGAUACCAUAUUCUCGAUUCUUGAGUCCACGCUCCAUAGCCAUUCUACAAGCUUCAACGGCCAGGUAGCAAUGUUAAAAGAUGCUGGAUGGGACGUUGACACUCCCUCCCUGGAAACCAGGCCAGCCAGGAGGUUUCAGAUCGUGGAGUGA
Molecule: messenger RNA, 1494 nt
Organism: Blastomyces gilchristii SLH14081
Lineage: Eukaryota; Fungi; Ascomycota; Eurotiomycetes; Onygenales; Ajellomycetaceae
Product: DUF647 domain-containing protein
Exons: 7
Coding region: 1-1494 (497 amino acids)
Source: RefSeq, a predicted model, not a curated record